CCUAAACUAAAAACCCAAAUCGAACCACUAAUGGUGGCCAUAUGCUCGGGACUCCGCUCCUACUCCAUUACCGCCGCCGCGCAUAUAUACCUCUCGGCCUCCUCUGCCUGUGCUCGCGCUCCAGCCACCGGGUCUCGGCGCAGCAUUAGCAAGGCAUCGUUGUACUCAAAGGUGAUGGCUUCUGAUCAUGCCUCUGAAGCAUUGCCUUCAGGGAUGGAUCCUUCCAUGCUGGAUGAGUACGCUUCCCAAUCCAAGUUGUUGCAAGAAUUCUUCAAGAUACCCAGUAUUGGCAAGGCCUGGAUCUUCAAUUCCAAAAAUGAAAACACAUCCAGGGCAAUGGUUUCUAUUGGCCAGUCAGAUCUCUUGGCCAACAAAAAGAGAAACUUCCUUCUAAGUUCUCACAUCUCCAAAAGUGGCUCAAAGUCAGUGAGUUUCCAGUGGUCUCCCUUCCCGAUUGAAAUGAGUGGAGUGUCAGCAGUCGUUCCAUCGCCAUCUGGGGAAAAGCUUCUGCUAGUACGGAAUGCUGAGGAUGACUCUCCUACAAAAUUAGAGAUUUGGGGCCCCUGCCAGUUGGAGAAUGAGAUACAUAUUGCGCAAUCUGUUCAUGGAUCACUGUACACCGAUGGAUGGUUUGAAGGGAUUUCAUGGAAUCAGGAAGAGACUCUUAUAGCUUAUAUCGCUGAGGAACCUCCUCAGCCAAAGCCAGAGUUCAAUGAUUCAGGUUACAGGAAGGAAGGUUUGUCUCAAAAGGACUGCAAAAGCUGGAAGGGGCAAGGGGAUUGGGAAGAAGACUGGGGAGAAACCUAUAGUAAGAAAAGGAUACCUGCUUUGUUCGUUGCUAACAUCUCUAGCGGUGAAGUACGAGUUGUGAAGGGCAUAACUAGAUCAUUAAGUGUUGGUCAGGUGAUUUGGGCUCCAUCAUCUUCAGAUAAUUUGGUUUUUGUGGCAUGGUCAGAUGAUAAUUGUUUCCAAGAGAGACCAAGAAAACUUGGUAUCAAGUACUGCUAUAACAGACCUUGUGCUCUGUAUGCUGCUCCUGAUCCUUUCAAAGAAGAUGCUGACAAACCAUCAAUUGACUCCAAUAAGGGCGAUGCUACAGCUAUGGUCAAGUUAACAGCAGAGUUGAGCAGCGCUUUUUUCCCACGGUUCAGCCCUGAUGGAAAGUAUCUCGUGUUCAUCUCAGCGAAGAGUGCUGUGGAUAGUGGAGCACACAAUGCCACUAAUUCAAUGCAUAAAAUUGACUGGCCUGCUGAUGGGAAAGUAGAGGGGAGCUUUAGUGUUGAUGAUGUGGUACCCAUUAUAGCGAGCCCUCAACUUGGAGGUUUCCCUGGGAUCUACUGUUCUGGCUUACUUAGGUUUCCAUGGCUUUCUGAUGGACGGACUAUGAUUUUAUCUUCAGUUUGGGGAAGCAAAGAAGCUGUACUUUCUGUCAAUGUUGUGAGUGGCGAAGUAUCAAGAGUUAGCCCGCAGGAUUCAGAUUAUUCAUGGAAUGUUCUCGCACUUGACAAUAAUAACAUUCUUGCAGUUUCAAGCAGCCUCGUUACACCGCCUCAAAUGUACUAUGGAUUUGAAGCUUCUCACACUGACAAGUCAUGCCACUGGGACUGGCAGGAAAUUCCAUCUCCAUUUCCAAAGCCAUCUGAUAAGGUCAGCUCCUUGUUAGCGAAUCAUAAGUUUAGUGUACUCAAAAUUCCAAUCAGCAACGCUUCUGACAAACUUCCAGACGGUGCUAAGUUGCCCUUUGAGGCUAUGUUUGUGUCUUGCAAGGAUUCAGCAAGUAGUCCAACCAUUGUUGUUCUACAUGGUGGCCCUCACUCAGUUUAUCCAUCAAGCUAUUCAAAAUCCUUGGCGUUUCUUCAUGCACAGGGUUAUAACCUGCUUGUUGUAAAUUACAGGGGCUCAUUGGGGUUUGGAGAAGAAGCAUUGCAAUCUCUUCCUGGCAAUAUUGGUUCUCAGGAUGUGAAUGAUGUGUUGACGGCUUUGGAGUUCGUCAUAAAGAAAGGACUAAUCGAUGCAUCUAGAGUAGCCGUAGUUGGAGGUUCCCAUGGAGGUUUCUUGACAACACAUUUGAUCGGCCAGGCUCCAGAAACAUUUGUUGCAGCCGCUGCUCGAAAUCCAGUAUGUAACUUAUCAUUGAUGGUCGGUACCACUGAUAUCCCUGAAUGGUGCUUUCUGGAGAUUUAUGGAAAGGAAGCGAAAAACUGCUUUACUGAAUCUCCUUCAGCUGACAUUCUUACUCAGUUUUACCAGAAAUCACCAGUAUCACAUAUUUCUAAGGUUAAGACACCAACACUCUUUCUCCUCGGAGCAAAGGAUCUCAGAGUUCCUGUUUCUAAUGGUCUACAGUUUGCAAGGAGUUUGAAGGAGAGAGGAGUUGAAACCAAAACUAUUGUCUUCCCAGAAGAUAUGCAUGGACUCGACAAGCCACGGUCUGAUUACGAGAGUUUUCUCAACAUAGGGGUUUGGUUCAAGAAGUACACUAGCAAAUAAGCAUUGGGCUUCUCAUACCACUGUGAUGUCCUUGUAUUUUUCAUUCUGGUGAAUAAUUGAUUAUAAGUUGGGUCAAAGCAACCUCAUGGAAAUAUUGUUCACUUGGCAACUCUCAUAAAUAACGCAUGGCGUGUUGCUGUACUA
Molecule: messenger RNA, 2634 nt
Organism: Lolium perenne
Lineage: Eukaryota; Viridiplantae; Streptophyta; Magnoliopsida; Poales; Poaceae
Product: acylamino-acid-releasing enzyme 1
Biological process (GO): proteolysis
Molecular function (GO): serine-type endopeptidase activity
Source: RefSeq, a predicted model, not a curated record